Molecule: messenger RNA, 1139 nt
Organism: Zea mays
Lineage: Eukaryota; Viridiplantae; Streptophyta; Magnoliopsida; Poales; Poaceae
Product: putative methyltransferase DDB_G0268948
Exons: 3
Coding region: 53-847 (264 amino acids)
Molecular function (GO): S-adenosylmethionine-dependent methyltransferase activity
Source: RefSeq, marked validated
CAGUGGUCCGUUCCAUUGGGAUUGGGUGGGUCUGGGGACCUAGGCAGACCAGAUGGCCGGGCUAUUCACCGAGCAGGCUGCUGUGUACGCCGCAGCACGGCCGGCGUACCCGAAGGAUCUGUUUGCCAAGCUCUCGGCGCUCACUGCUCACCACCGCCGCGCUUGGGACGUCGGUACUGGCAAUGGCCAGGCAGCCAUCGGUGUCGCGGAGCACUACGACAGCGUGGUGGCCACGGACGUGUCCGCGGAACAGCUGCGGCACGCCACGCCACACCCCAAGGUCCGGUACCUGCACACCCGCGACGCCACGCCGGGGGAGGAGGACCUCGUCGCCAUGCUGGGCGGCGGCGAGGCCAGCGUGGACCUCAUCACGGUGGCACAGGCCGUGCACUGGUUCGACCUCCCGGCGUUCUACGGCGCCGCGCGCCGCGUCCUGCGGAGGCCCGGCGGGGUGAUCGCGGUCUGGGGCUACAACUACCGCGUGAGCCCCGUGGAGGACAUGAUGGCGCGUUUCUUCAGCACCACGCUGCCCUACUGGGACCCCCGAGCUCGGUAUUGCACUGACGGAUACCGGGACCUGCCGUUCCCCUUCGAGGACAUCGGGCUCGGGAAGGAAGGAGAGCCGGCGAGCCUCGACGUGGAGCACGAGAUGUCGUUCGAGGGCCUGAUUGGCAUGCUGAGGUCCUGGUCGGCGGUGACGACGGCGAAGCAGCAGGGCGUGGACCUGCUGGGGGCCCGCGUCGUGAAAGAGCUGGAGGAAGGGUGGGGUGGGGCGGAGCUGGUGCGGAAGGUCACAUACAAGGCCUUCCUCCUGGCAGGCACCCCGGGGCCCAUGGCUGAUGAGUAAUCAAUGAGGACCUGUUUGGAAAUAUAGUUUUCUCGUUCUACAGUAUUUCAAUACUAUAGUAUGUCGUAUGUUAUAACAUAAAACUGUAGUUUUAGCAAAACUAAAGUAAAAUCAAAGUAGUUCUUCAUACAUAGCACUGUUUGGUAGCAUAUAGUUUUUGGCUUAUAUAAAUAAGGAAGAUAAGUUUAAAUUCAAAUAGCUACAACUUAUGAUGGGCUGCAUCAUCGGUAAGACAAGUUUAAAUUCAAAACAGUCUGUUGUAACCAUCUGAGUAUCGAAGUUCACAAAGUUG